This is a messenger RNA of Staurois parvus, 347 nucleotides long. The record is from the annotation of a GenBank genome assembly. Lineage: Eukaryota; Metazoa; Chordata; Amphibia; Anura; Ranidae.
UGGGGCCCCCGGGCAAUAGGGGAUCAUGGGGCCCCUGUGUCCUUGUCCAAACUCAAAAAAGCCUAUGAAAGAGUAUGCACAUUCCAUACCUAUAGGAUCCCUGUAGAAGCAGAAAAUUGCUGUAGCAGCUGCUGCUACUCCAGUGAUCCUCACAGUCUUUGGGGUCCUAUCAGGGGCGGACUGACAACUCAUGGGGCCCCUGGGCAAUAGGGAUCAUGGGGCCCCUGUGUCCUUGCCCAAACUCAAAAAAGCCUAUGAAAAAGGUACCAGGGGCAUCUCAUGGGGCCCCCUACUGACCCUGGGCUCUCGGGCAGUGCCCGAGUUUCCAAAUAGUCAGUCCACCCCUG